AGUUGCUGAUUUGUAUUUGUCCCGAAGCUCUGGCCUCUCGCUCUCUUGGCUAGCCACUUUUAUCAUUCAGAAACUUCCGGCUUUGAAUGAGAAAACGAAAACAUAAGCUAACCCGAAAGCAAAUACCGUCCACACCAUUUUCUGGAUACAUUAACUUGAAUAUAUUAGCACAUACCCCAGCUGAAGCAGGUCUUUCUACACCCCCUCUCUCUGUCAGUGUGGAGUGCUGAGGUGUGCCCUAGUUGAUCUCUCCAGACACAUGUACGCUCUCACACACACACACACAUUCACACUCGUCAGUUGUCUGACAAGGAUGACCAUGGAAGAGAUGAAGAAUGAAGCAGAGAUGACCUCGAUUGUUUCCAUGACGCUCUACGCCGUCAUGUUCCCUGUUUUUAAUGAGUUGGAGAGAGUAAACCUUUCGGCAGCUCAGACUCUGAGGGCAGCGUUCAUAAAGGCAGAAAAGGAGAACCCAGGACUGACCCAGGACAUCAUCAUGAAGAUACUAAACAAGAAGAACGUGGAGGUCAACUUUACAGAGGCACUCCUGCGCAUGGCUGCAGAUGACGUUGAAGGUGUGGCUGUGGCUACAGAGUAUAUGAUUGACAGGCCGGAGUUGGAAUUCCAGGAGUUGAAUGAGAAGGCCAGGGCCCUGAAGCACAUCCUCAGCAAGAUCCCUGACCAGAUCACAGACCGGGUGCGCUUCCUGCAGACUAUCAAAGAUAUUGCCAGUGCCAUAAAGGAGCUGCUGGACACUGUGAACAUCGUUUUCAGGAAAUACCAGUAUCAGAACAGAAGGGCACUGGAACACCAAAAGAAAGAGUUUGUGAAAUACUCGAAGAGCUUCAGCGACACGCUCAAAACAUACUUCAAAGAUGGAAAGGCGAUAAACGUGUUUGUCAGCGCCAACCGGCUCAUCCACCAAACCAACUUAAUACUGCAGACCUUCAAGACUGUGGCAUAGGAGCACGCUAGUUACAGAAACACACACACACAUACACACCACAGCUUUUGACAGAGAAUAGAAAACCAUUUAUGUACAAUAUAAAGACUUCCUUUUUUGAACUGUAUAAUUUAUACUGUAUGUAUUGCAUUAUUGAGGGGUGGCGGUGGGUUUUGGCUGUUUGAGGCAUUUGGUUGCAUAGUUUUUGUCAGAGGUUUGUCUAGAUUUCUUUUUUUGUAAUUAAAUAUUUUAUGUUUUCUUGAAACCGCCACAGAGAAUCUUGAGAUUUCUUCUUUUUUUUUAAGGGGGGGGGGGGGUUAUUUUAAUCCUUCUCACUCCCUUCUACCUUUCUUUCAUGCACUCUUAUCUGUAACCAAGAAAACCUCACCAUUUUGACACAUUUGGAUUAUCUGUAGCAAUAUGGUGGAAAACCCUCAAUCCUAAUUAGUUCGACUAUUUCACUUACCAUACAGGUCUGCCUAGAAGUCCACUAGCCCUGCUCUCACUUUCUAUCCCCUUAUCUCUCUUUUUCUCUAUCCCUCUUUCGCCACCUCUCUCUCUUUCCCUCUAUCUCUCUCUCUCGCCAAAAGACUGGGCCUUAAACCGGCAGCGUAGAGGCACCCCUUAAAACAACCAUGUGUUCCCGAGCAACGAGACUUGAUAAACCACGAGUCAUGUAUUUCAUAAAAAAAAUAUUUUACGGUUGCAAACAAAAUGUUCCAAUAAAUAGUUUGUUUUUGUGUGGAAAUAAUUUUGUGUUCUUGGUAUUCAGCCUGUAAAUCAGUGAACUGUUAAGACUGUUGCUUGCCUUUCGAUUUUUUAGCAGCAUCCCCCCCGAAACCAUUUCCUGUGGCUGUGUGCUCUUCUCCAUGUACAGUAGUAGAUUCUCCAUGGUGGAUUUCCAAGCUAUUCUGAGUCUCCACCCGUUUCCACCAGCUCCUGUAAUCCAAUUUUAAAACCGUUAAUUCUUAAAGCUUUAUUAUUGAAAUCGCUGAGACCUCAUUUCAGAUCCUGUCGCCGUUGACGACCGCUGUAAUCAGCUAAUUCAAAUUAUUCCAGGCCAUUAAGUGAUAAGGAGGACUCAGUCACGGUCACUCGAGUGUGAGUGUGAGAUCAUUACAGCACAAGUUAUAAAGUGUAUUUUAUUUGCGUGUGUCAAUGUGAGAGGCAGUGUGUGUGUAUGGUGCCAUUGUGUGUAGUAACUUAAUCCUCAGAGACAGUUUUUUGUCAAUUAGUUUUCCAAUCUUGUGCAUGGUGCAACAUUUUUGUGUGUUUGAGAGUGGAAGGGGAGGCAGGAGUCUUCUGGGGGGUAGUCUAAAAACUAAAAUUUCUGGUCCCUUUACCAAUGUGUGUUUGUAUCUUUGUAUAUUUGUGUUAAGUGGUGGUGAUUGUUAAAACAAUGUGAGUGCUACAACAGCAUAGUAUCCUCUUUAUGACUGACAAGGGAAUGUUAGUAUGUUCCUGUUGUGUGUAGCUACCGUACUGGGUUUGUGUGGAAGGUAAUUGUACCCGUUUCCAAGAUAAGCUCCUCUCCCACAGACAAACACUCACAAACGGCCAGCCCUCAUAAACACAAUUCUCUCUCACAACUUGGUUGCCAGGAGACUUAGCCAAAAGCUUUGAGAGUGAGGGAUAAUAAAA
Hypomesus transpacificus is the source of this 2584-nucleotide messenger RNA. It is a transcript of the gene pdcd10a, whose product is annotated as programmed cell death 10a. The record is from RefSeq and is a predicted model, not a curated record. Gene Ontology annotation, cellular component: FAR/SIP/STRIPAK complex; Golgi apparatus. Bases 260 to 964 code for a protein of 234 amino acids. The transcript is spliced from 8 exons. Lineage: Eukaryota; Metazoa; Chordata; Actinopteri; Osmeriformes; Osmeridae. Gene Ontology annotation, molecular function: protein kinase binding. Gene Ontology annotation, biological process: regulation of Golgi organization; positive regulation of MAP kinase activity.